Messenger RNA from Dioszegia hungarica, 738 nucleotides. RefSeq lists its product as uncharacterized. NCBI's taxonomy places the organism in Eukaryota, Fungi, Basidiomycota, Tremellomycetes, Tremellales, Bulleribasidiaceae. The record is from RefSeq and is a predicted model, not a curated record. Bases 1 to 738 code for a protein of 245 amino acids. The transcript has 2 exons.
AUGGCUAGCACUGACACCCAAUCAGCCAGUAAGCCCGCUUCUGGGACGCCACUCGGAGCGCCUCAGCUGACAGCGCAGGCGCGGGGCAAAUGGCCGCCAAGCCGGAUCUCGUAUUCCAUCCCAGUUUCGCUACCGGGGCCCGGCGAUAUCAUCUUGCAGGCGGAUGACAAGCAGGCUCUAUGCUUCUACUUCCGCCUGAGACAGCUUGGGGAGCUGUCGGGCUUCUUCGCCACCCUUCCCUCCCCUUUCGACGCCGACCUCCCGCGGGCUUCACCUCUUCCUCUCUCACUAAUCCAAUCGGUCGAGUCGGUCGACCCCUAUGUCAUCAGUCCGUAUGGGGAUAAAGCGGCGGCCAUCAUCGAAGCUGCCCUCCUCGCUAAGGCAUACGAUACCCCCUUGGCUUUCCGGCUCCUAGCUGGAGGGAUAGGCAAAGUAGGGAAGAAGGAGGCGGUGAUGGAGUUUGCCAUCUGGGCCAUCGCCGGGUCAGAUGUCAUGGCAAAGGAUGCCGCGGAGGCAACGCUCGGUCGGGACAUCACCUACGGCGAUCCGACCGUCAUCGGCGCCAUCAAGGAGCACACACCCGGUAGCUGGAUGCAGCUGCAGGAUCUACAUAUCCGCCAUGCCAACGCAGUGAAGCGGUUCUUCAAAUGGACCUACGCGAACCCAGACGAGGAGCAAGACCAGUGCGAGACAUGUUAUUAUUUGAAGGCGGAAGUGAUUCAAAGCGUUGAGCCAUGA